AAACCUCCUCAGUGAGCAGACAAACGCCAGGUGACGGAACUGCAGACACCAUGGCAGCAGAGCAGAACGCGGAGUUCGUGCGAACAGGCUACGGCAAGAAUGCAGUGAAGGUGCUGGUCAUCAGGAGAGAGGGGAGCCACCACUCCAUCAUCGAGCUGAAAGCCGAUGUGGAGAUCACACUCAAAACACGCAAGGAUUAUCUGGUGGGAGACAACUCAGACAUCAUCCCCACCGACACCAUCAAGAACACCGUCCACGCCCUGGCCAAGAUCAAGGGGGUGAAGACCAUCGAGCAGUUCUCCCUGGACAUCUGUAACCAUUUCCUGACCUCUUUCAACCAUGUGCUGCGGGCCAAAGUUUACAUGGAGGAGGCUCCGUGGAGGAGGUUAGAGAAGAAUGGAGUAGAACACGCUCAUGCAUUUAUCCUCUGCCCAGAGGCUUGUCGCUUCUGCGAUGUUGAACAGAAUCUCAAUGGCGUCCCAGUGGUUCACAGCGGGGUGAAGAACAUGACGGUGCUGAAAACCACCCAGUCUGGCUUCGAGGGUUUCUUCAAGGAUCGCUUCACUACUCUGAAAGAGACCAAAGACAGGUGUUUCUGCACCUCUGUCUACUCUAGGUGGCGCUACAACAAGGUUCAGGAUGUCAACUUUGACGCUGCAUGGAAGUGUGUGAGGGAGACAAUUAUUGAAAGGUUCGCUGGACCCUACGAUCAUGGAGAGUUCUCACCGUCCGUGCAGAAGACCCUUUAUGAGACACAGGUUCUGGUCCUGGACAGAAUUCCUGAGGUGGAUGAAAUAGAGAUCGUCAUGCCCAACCAGCAUUACUUCACCAUCGACAUGACCAAAAUGGGUCUGUCCAACAAAGACGAAGUACUUCUUCCCCUGGAUAACCCGUCAGGAAGCAUCACAGGGACAGUUCGCAGGAAAGAGCGAGCAAAGCUGUGAAGGCGCCAAUCAUCAGGAAAACGCUGCUGCGGUCAUCAAAAUGUUAGAUUUACAAUAGUGUGGCAUCAUGAAGGCCCGUUCAAAUACUUGUGUCAGAAUUACAACUCAACAUUUCCCUAACGUGAGUAAAGCCUUUGAACGUGUGAUGUGAAUAUGAGAGUAAAUAAAAGAAAACCAUGGCCAGUAAA
Hippoglossus stenolepis (Pacific halibut) is the source of this 1132-nucleotide messenger RNA. It is a transcript of the gene uox, whose product is annotated as urate oxidase. Gene Ontology annotation, molecular function: urate oxidase activity. Gene Ontology annotation, cellular component: peroxisome. The record is from RefSeq and is a predicted model, not a curated record. Gene Ontology annotation, biological process: urate catabolic process; purine nucleobase catabolic process. NCBI's taxonomy places the organism in Eukaryota, Metazoa, Chordata, Actinopteri, Pleuronectiformes, Pleuronectidae. The transcript is spliced from 8 exons. Bases 51 to 944 code for a protein of 297 amino acids.